AUGUCUUCUGGAAACGAUAACAACAACAACAACCCCAACCUCAUUGGAGGUCUCGGCGAUACCCUAGGAAAGACCGUGGGCGGUCUUGGAGACACCGUCGGCAACACUGUGGGCGGACUAGGUCAGACUGUUGGAGGAGUCACCCAGGGUCUGGGAAAGACCGUUGGCGGGGCCACCGAGGGCUUGGGAAACACAACGAGAGGCGUCGGACAGUCGACAGGAGAUCUUCUGAGCAGCAUCAACGGAGACAGGUCGGGCGGAAACUCUCAGCAAAAGUAAGGGUGAUGGCAAGUUCCACUUGGGUUAUGACUUGAUGGAAUAUGGUUUUGUAAUGCAAAUGCUUGUGGAUGUUAUUCUUUGCUCGUUCCAUCGGGUAUGACACGACGUUUAUUGAUCAUUCGGCUGUAUCUAUUCGAACAGUGUCUUCAUGUCAGAUUGGCAAUGUGAAAAUUCUUGAAGUAUCAAG
Aspergillus ibericus CBS 121593 is the source of this 466-nucleotide messenger RNA. RefSeq lists its product as uncharacterized. The record is from RefSeq and is a predicted model, not a curated record. NCBI's taxonomy places the organism in Eukaryota, Fungi, Ascomycota, Eurotiomycetes, Eurotiales, Aspergillaceae. The coding region runs from base 1 to 279 and encodes 92 amino acids. The transcript has 2 exons.